Anguilla anguilla (European eel) is the source of this 4687-nucleotide messenger RNA. Its product is annotated as inhibitory synaptic factor 1-like. Lineage: Eukaryota; Metazoa; Chordata; Actinopteri; Anguilliformes; Anguillidae. The record is from RefSeq and is a predicted model, not a curated record. The coding region runs from base 2512 to 3447 and encodes 311 amino acids. The transcript has 2 exons. Gene Ontology annotation, biological process: inhibitory postsynaptic potential. Gene Ontology annotation, cellular component: postsynaptic density.
AAAGCACAGAGCCCCCAUAACUCCGCUAACACCCUUCCAUCAUCCGGCACUCGGAAAGAACACACUGGGGUGUGCGGGCAGAGAGGAGGGGACUGGGGUAAAGGACAGACACACCAGCAGGACGGCACCACUGAGCGCAUUCCACAUCUUUUUUUCCCCCCCUGUCUCUCUGCUAACUGCGCUCUUUCAGAGACCGACAUCCCUGCUGAGGAGGGGGGAGCAUUUCUCCUGUACCACUGUGAAGGGAGAGAGAGGGAAUCAGCUGUGCUAGUAGGAUUCAGCUUUAGUUUAGUCUUUCUGUCUUCGUUUUUUGCCCUUCUCCCAUCCUUUCAUUCAGUGUUUUCUGUGAGACGACUAGCUGCUGUCAUCUCCUCCCACCACAUCCCUGAAACCUUCACAUUCACAUCCUCAAUCUCUCACGUGUUCUCAUUCCACUGAGCUCCAAUACUUAAUUCUCUCUCUCUUUCUCUCUCUCUCACUCAGACUCUCUCUCACACACACACACACACACACGCACGCACGCACACAGUGAAGCAGUUCUGUGUGAACAGACAGUGAGUGAAAGGGAGAGAGCGCGGGAGGAGUGUGAGUUUGUGCGUCUGUGUGUGCGCAUUUCUGAAGGAUCCAGUGACAGAGGCUGCGUCGGUGCUGGCGGAUUGCGUACGGCUUGGCUGCUGCCGUCUGCAAAGCCGAGCGCUCAGGAGCCGGGGACACGAGCACUGAACACGAGCACUGAACGCGACUGCUGAUCUGAAGAAGUGCGUGUGCAUGGGACACACAGGGAACUGAAGCGUCACUACAGGAAGAUAUGCAUUUUUACCGGAGCUAAAGCUUUAAGUCCCAGCACUGCAGCACACUGCAUCUCUCUCUCUCUCUCUCUCUCUCUCUCGCUCUUGCUUUCUCUCUCUGUCUCUCUCUCUCUCUCUCUCUCGCUCUCUCACAGAAAAAAAGAGGAAGAAAGCAGUUGCUUUUGAGUCUCCCCGUGUGUCACACAGGAUUCGCUCCGACAGUAUCGCCCUGGAUUCUGCCCGGAUUCAUCACUUCCCCUCUGUGCCGCUGAGACCUGUCUCUCAGGGGAGAAACGCAUACUGGAUUUACCUCCUUCAACUGGAUUGCCAUUGGCUUUUUGUUUUGUGAAAAGCCUCUAACUACAUCCUUAGGGAAAGCUGCGUUCAGUAACACAGCAAGACCACGCUCACUGGAGUCCCUUAGCAACAGCUGAAGGAGUUUAUUAAUUAAUUUGCGUUUUUAUUUAAGCUUGUAUUUAUUUGUCCUGCUGCCCUGGUUUUGGCGUAGGCUCUUUGGACAUAUGCGAGGAGAUGGAUUGGGAGCUCUGAACAAACAUGAGAGAGGGGGGCGACAGAAACGGUGAGGACAAUCAGGUCUCUGUCGUCCUGGGCUCUGGGGUCCUUCACUUCCCCUUUCCUGUUUUCCUUAAUAUUUUGCUCAUCUUUGCAGCAAAUGUCAAAGACGAGUCUCAGAGUCUCCACCAUUCUUCAGAAUUUGGUCUCUUCUUUUUCUUGGCUGUAAAAGCUGCAGUGCUGAUAGUGUUGAUUCCUUGUUACCCCCUUCCACUGUCCCUCCUCUCUGAGUGAGAAAUGAAGGACACGUUUCAGAUGUCCCAGAAGAAAUGAUCAUGUGCAGAAACAGCUUUUCAUGUGGUCCUUUUGGAGAUCACUCCAUUUUUAAUCAGAUCUGAAGGAACAGGAGCAGGAUGUGUGGCACUACGUGUAGCAUCUUCUGAAUUCAUUACAUUUUUUUUUACAUUUGUUUUUUUUUUUUGCGUAUGUCGAUGGAAAAGCUUACCCUGAAGACAAACAAUGAAAAACAAAUCCAGUCAAACAAUUGAGUUACUGCUGGGAUCUCUAUUUUUCUAUUAGACAUGGAUAUUCUAUUUCUUUUGGACAGGUCAUCAUGAAAAGCUUGUGCCUGUCAACAAAUGAUGUUCUUCUUACUUUUAAAAAUAAUUACUUAAAAUUGAUUUUAAGGGCAAACAUGACAUGGAAAAUGACAAUUUCAAAGUAGACUAGUGCCUCUGCUGUAAAUCUCCAGACACACAGACGCACACACAAACACGCACGCACACACAUACACACACACACACACACACACACAAACACAUACACACACACACUCGCAGUGAUGAGAGGGCCAUCUGUUUCAUCACUUUAUCAUACACGGUUUUUCUUAAUUUCUGCUUUUUAUUUUCUGUUUUAAUGAGCCUGGUCUAGAGUUGUUUGUUCUCAUUGUUUUGUUGUUUUUUUCUACAUAUAAUUUGUUUCACUGGUGAAAACCCAUGGAUCUACACGAGUAAUACACGCAACUACGCAGGCAAGACGAGCUCUUUUGGCUGCCCAGGUGCUUUUAAGAUGUUGAGAUCUCCCUGCAUCCCCGGGGCUCCUGUUGGGAUCAGUAGUACCGUGGCUCUUGGUGGCCAGAGACAUGGACCCCGAAUCGGCUCCCCCCCGACCACAGCGUGCCGCCCCUUGGCCCCACGUCACCCUGUGAAGGAUGUCCCACAGUGCAGCUCCGGUCCAGGAUAUCUCUGAGACCCCCAGCCAGAGAGAACGAAUCCGCAGCCACAUGAAGAUGGUGAUUGACAAGCUGGAAGGAAUUCUCACUGAGCUCAAGGAUGUGGCCAAGGAGCUUCGGGAGGUUGUGGGUCAGAUCGAUAAGUUGACGGCAGACUUUGACUUUGACCUUGAGCCGGAUGACUGGACAGUGGCCACAGUGAGCAGCACGUCCAGCAGUGAACGGGGGCUCAGCGACACCUUCAGGCUCGACCUCUUCAACCCAGAUGUGCUCUCCGACAGCUGGGACUUCUCCAGUUUCCUGGAGACCCCAUCUUUGAGUUCCACCCCAACGCCAAAGCCAGCAUCGCGGCCAGGGGAAACCGAGCCAGGGGUGGAGCCCGCGACCAAUGCAACGGCUGCAACACCUUACUCUCAGAUGAACGGGGGCCUCCCCAUCCCCAAUGGCCCCCUGAUUGUAACACCAGACUCAUCCAGCGAAGAGGCCACAAGCUCCACCUACAGCCACAAGACCUCUCGGACCUCCGGAACCAGGGAGCGAGUUCGAUUCAGCGACAAGAUCCUGUACCACGCGCUGUGCUGCGACGAUGAUGAGGAUGAGGGGGAAGAGGACGGCGGCCAAGCCACGCCCGACAGCGAGCUCAGCCCCCCCAUCACCUCACCCACGCCCACGCCCUCGCCCCCUGAACAUGUUCUCCACAACUGUUUGGACUCCUCUUCGCUCCCAACUCCCGUAAGGGCUGGGAGAGGUCAGGGGGCCACAGGGACCCCCGCACCCCCCAGGAAAAGCCUCCUUAACCCUGGCUGCCGGAAAAAACUGUUGCGGAACAGCAGCACACAGACUGUCUCAGACAAAAGCACCCAAACUGUACUGCCCUACAUCCCUGUGAAACAGAAAACUAAGGACCAGCACUGAGAAUCAACAAAAACAAAAACUUUAACAAAACAAAUAGAGAAAACAAACUCUGUACUAUUUAAUAUUAAAUACAUAGAUAAUAGAUUAAUACAAAGAAAUACGUUACUUACUAAAUAAAUAAAUGAUAUAUGGGAAAUUGUUUGCCUUCAUAACGUCAUUCUGAGCCUCAGGGAAACAAAGACAACGAAAUUAUUUUCUGUAGUAGAACACUAUUUGCUCCCAAUAACAGGAUUUAAACCAUGGGUGGAGUGUAACAACGUAGCACAUUUCUACAUAUAACAAGAGGCUCCUACCUGAAGCGUCCAGCAUUCACUAAAGCACUGUCCCUCACACUGUUCACUAUUCACAAAAUAUUAGCAUAGAAAUGUGAGAAUUUUUUCCAUGUGCAAACAUAUAUGCUGUAAGUAUAUAUUUUGAGUAUGUGAUUGCAUAGCAUUUUCUUUACAAAAUCAUGCAUACAUCAUAGCCAGUUUCUUAAAAUAUCACAGUGAUGCCUUGCAGUAAACAUAAAAGGUUGGGUUCAUUUUCGCUCCAAGAGAGAUCACACUUUACACAAAGAGUACUGUGCAAAAUCUUCUAUCAAGCAUGUCUAUCCCUUUCAUUAAGAUGUUGUGAUAUCAUUAUAGAUCAUUCCUAAAUAAAUUAGAUUAUUUAGCAAGGAUGAUAUAGCACAUGCUAUAUUGUUGGCCUCAUUCUCAGAACACAUGAUGUCAUAUGACCUAAAUCCUGCACACAUUCAUAUGAAGAGUUUAUUAAUGUGUUUCGGAGUUCCUCAUAAUUGUUAAAUAAUUUCAAUUUGAUGGAACAUGUUUUUUGUUGUCCUGUACCAUUUUUACUCUUUCCAUUCUUUGAGGGGACAAGGUCAUUGGAUGAAAUAUUUUAACCUGCACUGUACACAACAAAAAGUUGCCUGUCUCCUCUUUCUAAGUCUGGGGUUUGACUCCUUAGAGUUGUAUUUUCCUGGCAGAAGUUGCCAGUUGAUCAAUAUAUACAUUACAGGGAACACCCAGUCUCCAUCAUACCUGUGAUAGAGGGAUGAAAAGACAGAGAGUGAAAAUGUGAGAAAGGUCAUGCGGGAGUGAGACAGAGGGAGAUGGAAGGAAACAAAAGAUGGAAGGAGACAAAACAUUAAUGGAUGCAGAAUUGCCAUCUCCAGACAGAUUGUUCUUAAUUAAUCCUCCAUCCAUGCUGAUUUUCCACAGAACUGCUCCCAGCCCUCAUGGCUGACUCAUCCCCCUGA